AUGUCUUCGGGAAACCUUGGUGCACUGUACUCGAUCAUGCAAUUAUUGUCCAACAAUAAACACAUACUGCAGCUAAAUGUGUUGAACAAGCUAGAGGAGUUAACUAUUGAGGAGCUCCAAAUGGCGAUACAGAGUCAACCGAGGAUGAAAGAUAUUUUCGCCUUUCCAAUGGAACAUGGAGCUAUCGUUUGUGGCGAUCCCGACAGUGGAAAACGUAUCAAGAUCAUUCAGUGCAUCCUGGAAUGCUCUCGCGGAAAUCGACGCUCUUGCCGCGUGCUCUUUAUCGGGCAAGAAGAGGUUGACAUUCUCGCGGCAGCAUUUCAAAUGUGCGAGGAUUUGCAGCAGACAGUCGGCAAUACCGUGGGGUACAAACUGUUGAUCAACUCUCAGUUUAGCGAUAUGGGCAACGUGUUGUACAGCACCGCGCAGAUUCUGAUGCUUUCGUUCUUGACGGAAUUAGGACAACAGAUGUUGGACGAGACAACGCAUCUGGUCGUAGAAAAUGCAGAUAGACGUUCGCCUAGAAUGGAUCUUUUGCUCUCACUGCUUCGCGAGAAGAUACGAUUGCAUCCUUUGCUCAAGUUAGUACUGGUAUCGUCGAAUUACGAGGUAAAUGAUUUGACUGCUUUCUUCACUGAAACGGAGGUAUUGCCUGUGCUACAAAAAUCAAAAAAAGAUCACUUUUCCACUGCUUUUCCGUUUGGCACGGAUUGCUAUUAUCUUGAUGCGAUUCUCAUGCACAUCUGUACGGAUGAAGUAACUCACAAAAUAAAGAAGCACCUGGCGAACUGCACUAAUCCCUUGAAACUUAUGGCCAAGUUGCUGGUGUACUACGGUAGUGUUAAAUACAACUCCAAUACGACGCAUUUGCUAGACGCUCUACUGGAACACUGCUGGUUCUCGGAUGAUGAAACUGGUUUUAUCACGUUUCUGAACGUCUUGCAAUGCAAUACACACGUGAUAGACUAUCAGCAUUCGGACACCGAGAUGACCUUGCUAAUGAUCGCCUGUGCUAAAGGGCUAAAAGAUACAGUUCGGUUGCUGUUAAAUAUGGGCGCCAACCCGUACACAGUAGGUAAAAAUGGAAUGACCGCUAUGAACUGGUGCCGCGAUGGGGAACAAAAUCCAUGCUGGCAGUUAUUAAACUCUGUAUGCUGUACUACUGUGAAUGACCUGUGGAAAACUAAGUGCUUGUGUCAGCUGUAUUAUCGGCUUCACAAUCCGUACAUCGUAAAUCAGCGCCUCGUGUUGGACGUCAUAUCUUACAUUUGCAAAGAGUGCAUACCAGGGAAGAUCCUCGUGAUGUUGCCAGAUUACACUGACGUGUUAGAGUGUUACGAACUUCUUCGCUAUAAUGCAAGUCACACAACAAAAGAUCUAGAAUACGCAAUCUGCCAUCGUUUGCUUACGGAAAAUGAGUUCAAGGAAGGGGUCGUGUUUCCCUCGAAAGAAUCUAACUCGUUCGAAGUCAUUUUGGUGGCUGAGCCGAUGCUGGAAAUGGUCCCAUCGUUAAACUAUAUCGACUAUGUAGUGGACACGGGCUUAAGAGUGCAUUCUUGCGGCGACUUCGCCAAGGGAAUUUGCAUUCAUAAUUCAUGCUUAACUACCAUGCGGUCAGCCCGGCACCUAAUGUGGUUGGCCCAACGAAAGUGCUUCUUCUUGUACACGAUGGGAGGGUUCCAGUCUAGAAACACUGAUAAUUCACCGAACACGUUAGGCAUGGCUGAGCCGGAUUUAGUGCUAAAGGCGUUGCAGUGCCUCAAAAAAUCUUCCUCUUCUACAUCGAUUGAACAAUUCUUCGAUUCGGCACUUACCUCACCACCAGUCCGAGAACUUGAGCGAACGAUUGAACUUCUUUCGCGAGUCGGAGCAAUCGAGCGUUCGUUGAAAGUACCAACCAACUUAGGCUUUCUGUUGGCUAAUCUGGACAUCGGAAUUCAUCUUGGAAAGGCACUUUUAUAUGCAACAUUGUUCAAGUGUCUCGAUCCGGUGGCUACUAUUGUGGCCGCAUUGAAAGUGGGCAAUCCAUUCGUCGACCCCGUGGACGAGAAAAGUGCUCAGGAAAUUUUACGUAUGAAACAUUGCUUGCAUAAUCGCACGUACAGUGAUUGGCUAGUGCUGCUGCGCCUGUACCAACUUUGGUGUAAUGGUAAGAUUGUUCAAGACGACGUAGAAAUAGCGAAAAGAUAUCGUCUUAAAACAGGCGCCAUGGAAGCAAUCUCGAAUGCACGCGUGCAACUGAUGUCGAUUUUGCGCGUCGUGGGGAUCUUCAAAUGCGGCCGUUUGAAGAAUUACGACGUGUUGAACAAAAACUCCAAAAACUGGAGCAUGGUGAAAGCUUGCCUGACUGCUGGGUUCUAUCCAAAGCUUGCCGUUGUGGAUUAUGAAAAGCAACUACUCAGCGUGCGUUGUGGAACAGAACUUUACGAACUUCAUCCGCUAUCGGUGGCCAAGCUGUCGGAUCUAUCGUACAAAUGGGUCAUCUAUGCGGAAAAGCAGGACGUCGGGUUGGAUCUGACGGAAGCCAAUCGAAUCAAACAAAUGCCGAAACCGCAGCUGAUGGAUGUAACAGCGGUGUCCGAUUGGACCGUUUUGUUAAUGUGUGGCGUAGACAGCAUCGACUUACGCGAGACUUCCACCGAACAAACCGGUGGCGGUUUGCAGGUCCGUAAAAACAAAGCCAUCGAUAAGGGAAUGGUGGAAUUUAUCCUUGACAGGAGAUAUUCGUUCCAGUUGGAACGCGAAAAGUUCUUUAUUGUACGUUGGCUUCGCCUCCGGCUUGGCGCACUCUUCCGCAGUUUUACUGAACAGUUGGUGGAUACACUCGCUCAUCCAGAUACGGAUCGGUUGGUGGCCCAUAUCGGUGAUAUUCUCCAUAAGGAAGAAGAAACGCUAAUGCUACCCUGCGUUACGGGCAUCGAAACGCGCCCGAAGAUAAAGAACCUUUUGCCGAUGGGCGCAUUGUGGAACUACACGACGUUUCUUUUUAACCAAUCUAAGGCGGGACAAACAUUUUAGGUCGUUGAUAAUUUACAGAUCUUUAUUAUCAUUUCGUUUAUAGCUUCUAUCAUUUAACCCAUCCUACUCUCUUUCUUUUUAUCUCAUUUGAGCUCGUUUUCGUAUGCUUAAAAUAGUAUAUAGUACAGAAUUGAUGUUAAAAAGAAGAGCGUACAAAGUUUCGCUUGUAUCGAUCGACGUUGGAAAAAAGAACGUAGAUCUAGUUUAUGUCGUCGAAAAUAUGUCAUUCCAAGUGACAUAGUGAAGUGUGACUCCGAUAAAACGCCAGAAUAAGCUAAGUCUUACUG
This is a messenger RNA of Anopheles nili, 3305 nucleotides long. Its product is annotated as 3'-5' RNA helicase YTHDC2-like. The record is from RefSeq and is a predicted model, not a curated record. Gene Ontology annotation, cellular component: intracellular anatomical structure. NCBI's taxonomy places the organism in Eukaryota, Metazoa, Arthropoda, Insecta, Diptera, Culicidae. The transcript is spliced from 3 exons. Gene Ontology annotation, molecular function: RNA binding; protein binding. Bases 1 to 3018 code for a protein of 1005 amino acids.